Messenger RNA from Penicillium vulpinum, 396 nucleotides. RefSeq lists its product as uncharacterized. The record is from RefSeq and is a predicted model, not a curated record. The annotation marks the transcript as partial. The transcript is spliced from 4 exons. NCBI's taxonomy places the organism in Eukaryota, Fungi, Ascomycota, Eurotiomycetes, Eurotiales, Aspergillaceae.
CGAGAGAACGAAGGAUGUGUAAACCGUGAAGUUAGAAGAGAGAGGAAGAAGAGAGAUCAGCGGCGACGGCAGAAUAUUGCCUCCCCCCACGGUCUGAAGGCGGAGAAUCUAUUUUGCUGUGUCUACAACACUUUGUACAGAGUACGGAAUACAGUCUUUGAUAAUUGCAUUAUGGGUAAUUUAAAGCAAGAUUUGUCGCACGAUGAACCCUGUCAUCCGCGUGCUAAAAACUCAUUUGAUGAGGCCAAAUGCCAGGCUCAAAUUGAUGCUUUAUAUGAAUGCUGCAAUGCAUUUUACCAAGAGCGAGGUGACCAGGCAUCUACCGUCAGCUGCCCCAAAGCAAAUUUGCUGCGAUUGAAGAUGAAACAGCGAGCUCAGGCAGCAGGGAAGCAAUAG